AUGCAGGGUGGUUUUAUCUCCCGCUGGCAGGCGGCCGCCGGGCUCCUCUUGUGUGCCACGGUUUUUGCAUCCUCCGAGAGAGCAGUCUUCACGAAUCAUUUCCUUGUGGAGUUGCAUAAAGGGGGAGAGGAAGAAGCUCGCCAAGUUGCAGCAGAACACGGCUUUGGAGUCCGAAAGCUCCCCUUCACUGAUGGCCUGUACCACUUCUAUCACAAUGGCCUUGCAAAGGCCAAAAGAAGACGCAGCCUACACCACAAGCAACAGCUGGAAAGAGACCCCAGGGUAAAGAUGGCCUUGCAACAGGAAGGAUUUGACCGGAAAAAGCGAGGGUACAGAGACAUCAAUGAGAUCGACAUCAAUAUGAAUGAUCCUCUUUUUACAAAGCAGUGGUAUCUGAUAAACACAGGGCAAGCUGAUGGAACUCCUGGCCUUGAUUUGAAUGUGGCAGAAGCCUGGGAGCUGGGAUACACAGGAAAAGGCGUGACCAUUGGAAUUAUGGAUGAUGGGAUUGACUAUCUCCACCCGGACCUGGCCUCCAACUAUAAUGCAGAAGCAAGUUAUGACUUCAGCAGCAAUGACCCCUAUCCUUACCCUCGAUACACAGAUGACUGGUUUAACAGCCACGGGACCCGAUGUGCAGGAGAGGUCUCCGCCGCCGCCAACAACAAUAUCUGCGGGGUGGGAGUGGCGUACAACUCCAAAGUUGCAGGUAUCCGGAUGCUGGACCAGCCCUUCAUGACAGACAUCAUCGAGGCCUCCUCCAUCAGCCACAUGCCCCAGCUGAUAGACAUCUACAGUGCCAGCUGGGGCCCCACGGACAACGGGAAGACAGUGGAUGGGCCCCGGGAGCUCACGCUUCAGGCCAUGGCCGACGGCGUGAACAAGGGCCGCGGGGGCAAAGGCAGCAUCUACGUGUGGGCCUCCGGGGACGGUGGCAGCUACGAUGACUGCAACUGCGAUGGCUAUGCCUCAAGCAUGUGGACCAUCUCCAUCAACUCGGCCAUCAACGAUGGCAGGACUGCCCUGUAUGACGAGAGCUGCUCCUCCACCUUGGCCUCCACCUUCAGCAACGGGAGGAAGAGGAAUCCCGAGGCCGGUGUGGCAACCACAGAUUUGUAUGGGAACUGCACUCUGAGGCAUUCUGGGACAUCUGCUGCUGCUCCCGAGGCAGCUGGCGUAUUUGCACUGGCUUUGGAGGCGAACCUGGGUCUAACCUGGCGAGACAUGCAGCAUCUGACCGUGCUCACCUCCAAACGGAACCAGCUUCAUGAUGAAGUCCAUCAGUGGCGACGGAACGGAGUCGGCCUGGAGUUUAAUCACCUCUUUGGUUACGGGGUCCUGGACGCAGGCGCCAUGGUGAAAAUGGCUAAAGACUGGAAAACCGUACCUGAGAGAUUCCACUGUGUGGGAGGCUCCGUGCAGGCCCCUGAGAAAAUUCCACCCACUGGCAAGUUGGUGCUGACCCUCACAACCGACGCGUGCGAAGGGAAAGAGAAUUUCGUCCGCUACCUCGAGCACGUCCAAGCGGUCAUCACAGUCAACGCCACAAGGAGAGGAGACCUGAACAUCAACAUGACCUCCCCGAUGGGCACCAAGUCCAUUCUGCUGAGCCGGCGGCCCCGGGACGACGACUCCAAGGUGGGCUUUGACAAGUGGCCGUUCAUGACCACCCACACGUGGGGAGAAGACGCCCGGGGAACCUGGACCCUGGAGCUGGGGUUUGUCGGCAGCACGCCCCAGAAGGGGGUGCUGAAGGAGUGGACCCUGAUGUUGCACGGCACACAGAGCGCACCCUACAUCGACCAGGUGGUGAGGGAUUACCAGUCUAAGCUGGCCAUGUCCAAGAAGGAGGAGCUGGAGGAAGAGCUGGACGAAGCCGUGGAAAGAAGCCUGCAGAGCAUCCUGAGCAAGAACUAG
Molecule: messenger RNA, 1917 nt
Organism: Lepus europaeus (European hare)
Lineage: Eukaryota; Metazoa; Chordata; Mammalia; Lagomorpha; Leporidae
Gene: PCSK2
Product: proprotein convertase subtilisin/kexin type 2
Exons: 12
Coding region: 1-1917 (638 amino acids)
Biological process (GO): protein processing
Cellular component (GO): trans-Golgi network; Golgi membrane
Molecular function (GO): serine-type endopeptidase activity
Source: RefSeq, a predicted model, not a curated record